Lucilia cuprina (Australian sheep blowfly) is the source of this 455-nucleotide messenger RNA. RefSeq lists its product as uncharacterized. Bases 76 to 390 code for a protein of 104 amino acids. The transcript is spliced from 3 exons. Lineage: Eukaryota; Metazoa; Arthropoda; Insecta; Diptera; Calliphoridae. The record is from RefSeq and is a predicted model, not a curated record.
CCAGUUUUCUAAAAUCCAAUUCAUUUCAAAUAUAACAAGUGCUGGUGGAAUAUUAAAUUUGUUUGUUAAAACAAAAUGAAAUUUAUUUUCGGAUUAACCGUUUUAUUAGUGGCUGUUUUUGUUAAUCAAAUAUUGGUUUCUAGUGGCACUUCCCAGCCGGUCUGUGGUUAUAAGAAUGCUGAAGAUGAAAUGAUUUUUUUGAAAUAUUUUCCCUACACCAAGAAAGGUGAAGAAUAUGUAGAUUUUGGUAAAGAUGGUAUAUGUUUGAAGAAGGUGACUUGCAGCGAAACCUUUACCAAUCAAAUUGAAGAAUGCAAAACCUUCCCUGUAACUUGUGAGAAUAAGAAAAAAUACAAUGGAGUGUUCCCAGCUUGUUGUGUUAAAUGUUAAAACUAUAUGAGAAUUAUAAAGAGAUGUUUUGAAAUUUUUGAAUAAAGAUAUGAAAUUUAACAAAA